AUAUAUGUGAGUUCUGCUCUAAAUGUCGCGUUGCGCGGUUCAUUUAUUCCUGACUGGUACACCAGAAUAGAAUUAGCUGAAAAAUUACGAGGCAGGAAAACGCAUCUAGUGGGAAUACUACGAAAAAAUCGUAGAGGUAUUACGAAAGAAAUACUAUCCACUAAACUGAAGAAAGGUGAACCUGUAGGGAGAGAUAAAAAUGUCAUCGUUAUUUUCAAAUGGAAAGAUAAGCAAGAUGUGCUUAUGCUUACAACUAAGCAUAAACUCAACUUCGUUGAAGUCUCAGGCAGAACUGAGGUCAAAAAGAAGCCGGAAGCUACUGUGGCUUAUAAUAAUGCAAAAAGCUUUAUCGAUAUAUCGGACCAGUUGUCAUCCUAUUCUACCUCAGACGGAGUAUCAAAUGGUACAGGAAGGUGGCUGUUGAGUUACUUACUGGAACAAGAAUAG
Acanthoscelides obtectus is the source of this 447-nucleotide messenger RNA. The record is from the annotation of a GenBank genome assembly. NCBI's taxonomy places the organism in Eukaryota, Metazoa, Arthropoda, Insecta, Coleoptera, Chrysomelidae.